Molecule: messenger RNA, 1787 nt
Organism: Notolabrus celidotus (New Zealand spotty)
Lineage: Eukaryota; Metazoa; Chordata; Actinopteri; Labriformes; Labridae
Product: peroxiredoxin-like 2A
Exons: 7
Source: RefSeq, a predicted model, not a curated record
AAAUCUCACAACACCAAAUGCAUUUGAGUGACUCACUGUUGGAGCCUUGAUGAGCUAAAUCCAAGAAAACAGAGCUUUUCUUCACAUUCUCAGAACGGAGAGACAAUGAAGUCUUGAGGACUUUAUAGUCAGAGGGUCAGACUUUAUCCAUGGUCCUCCCGAUGCUAGCUCUCUCCAGGAGUUCUGCAGCUUCAAGGUGGAGACUAUGCCUGCGCCGCUCUGCCCUCUCCGUGGGGAGCACUACCGCGAGCGGCUGGCCCCCCACCACGGCCAGGCCCCCGUUUCUAAGAACCCAGACUGCUGUGUUUCACCAAAGCAAAGCCAAAGCCAGUCCUGACUCAAACAAGCCCGCUUCAGUGUUGUCCUCGGGAUCCGGGCUGGAGUGGGAGCUGUUUGGGAUAGGAAUGUGGUCUCUGGGUCUGGGUGCUGUUGGAGCUGCAUUAGCCGGGAUCUUUCUGGCCAACACGGAUCUGUGUCUGUCUAAAGCUUCCAACGCAACGCUGGAGUACCUUGAAGAAGCUGACCUGCGCUCCACCGCAGAGGAUGGCAAAGUCAUCAAAGCACAGAGCCUGUGGGAGACGAACGGGGCUGUGGUCAUGGCCGUACGGCGGCCUGGAUGAUUUUUGUGCAGAGAGGAGGCCUCUGAGCUGUCCUCUCUCAAGCCCCAGCUGGAAGAGCUCGGGGUCCCUCUGGUCGCGGUGGUGAAGGAGAACGUCGGCACAGAGAUCCAGGACUUCAGACCGCACUUCGCUGGGGACAUUUACAUCGAUGAGGAGAAACGCUUCUACGGCCCGCUGGAGAGGAAGAUGGGGGGUCUGGGGUUCAUUCGCCUCGGUGUGUGGCAGAACUUCAUGAGGGCGUGGAGGUCUGGUUACCAGGGCAACAUGAAUGGCGAGGGCUUUGUCCUUGGGGGAGUGUUUGUCGUUGGAGCAGGAGACCAGGGGAUUCUUCUUGAACACCGUGAGAAGGAGUUCGGUGAUAAGGUGGAGAUCACAGAUGUUCUAGCGGCUGUUAAGAUGAUUAUGCCAGUGAAAGACGAGUAGAUGGCAUUAGACAGAGAGCAGGUGCACUGUGUUAGGAUCAAAACUAGAGCUCAGACAUAAUUAGCAUUUUUAACUUGACACACUGAGUUGCACUUAAAGUCUGUCCAUCACUGAAGUACUCACGUUUUAAUAACAUUUAAGCUUAAUAUCACAAUAUUGUCUGUAUUUGACACAUGAACCUACAGGAGGGUACUAAAGUCAAGCUGUGAAAUAAAGGACAGAGGACUUCUCAGUUUUUUUCCGCUUUACCUCUGCAGAGUGUUGAAGCCAGGGUCUUCUGGAUGGGUAUUAAAAGGUAGUAAGGGAUUUAAAAGCAGCUUUCUCAUUCAGGUACAUUCAUUAAUUUAAGAUCACUUGAAUCCUUUAGAGAACCAUGAGUCGACCUAAAGGCCGGAUUACACAGUAAAUUAAUUAUUCUAUUCAUUCUGAUAGUAAUGUAUUUUUAAUAACGUUCCUGUGUGUUACUAAUGUUUGCCUCUUCUGGUCUGGCACCUCAGUGAGCUCCAAACAUGGUGGACGAGUGUGUGUGGUCUGUGUGUGUGACAAUGACAACCUGACUCUAAACUCAGCAGUGAGAGGAGCUGGUUUGAUGCUCUAACACAUUCAGGCCUCAGAUGCUGUCGCCAUGUUGAGGAGUGUUUGUGGUGCCUUGAAGCAGGCGUGGCUUGCAUGUGUGUUUUGCAUGUGUGAGAGAUGGAGAGACUGAAAAUUAAAGGUAGAAAUAAAGAAGACCUCAUCAUGUCA